AUGUUAUUGAGGAGCUCCAGAGUCCAGACUGAGUGCGAAAAGUUCCGUGCCGAACCGAAUCUCUGCUUGAAAAGUCGUAUCCAAUUUGCCGGACGCCGCGUCUCCUAUCCAUUCCGAAAGAGCACGCUGCAGAAGAUCGAAGAGGAUGCCAGCCAUACCCGUGACAGUGUAUCAUUUGCACUCGACAUACUGCAGCUCAAAAGCAACAAUCGGAUCGAGGACGGGGUUUCGGCAGUCCGAUCCCUUCUCGAGCGAACACACUCAAGUCAAACAUCUUUCGCUAUUCGUGCAUGGCUCCAGGAGCCUGAUGCAUCUGUCAACCACAACGCCGUGUAUCCAAAACACCACCCAAACACCGGACUUUGGUUGACCGACAGUCCUCAGUUUGCGAACUGGCUAGUAGAGUCAAGCUCGUUCCUCUGGCUGAAUGGGUUCGCGGGGUGCGGGAAAUCCGUUCUCUGUGCAGCUGCAAUUCAGAGUACAUUUCGCGGAGACGCUGCAUAA
Molecule: messenger RNA, 504 nt
Organism: Penicillium olsonii
Lineage: Eukaryota; Fungi; Ascomycota; Eurotiomycetes; Eurotiales; Aspergillaceae
Source: the annotation of a GenBank genome assembly